Messenger RNA from Culicoides brevitarsis, 1515 nucleotides. RefSeq names its product GDP-mannose 4,6 dehydratase (gene Gmd). Gene Ontology annotation, cellular component: cytoplasm. NCBI's taxonomy places the organism in Eukaryota, Metazoa, Arthropoda, Insecta, Diptera, Ceratopogonidae. Gene Ontology annotation, molecular function: GDP-mannose 4,6-dehydratase activity. The transcript has a single exon. Gene Ontology annotation, biological process: GDP-mannose metabolic process. The record is from RefSeq and is a predicted model, not a curated record. Bases 286 to 1353 code for a protein of 355 amino acids.
UUACGGUAAAGAGUUUUUGUCAACAAAGAAUAGAAUUUUUUAUCAAAAGUUUCUAAUUUAGGCAGAAUUUGUUAAAAAAAAUAAACGCUGAGCGUUUUGGUCCCCUUUCCUCCACGAAAAUCGUUCCUCGAGGCCUUUAAUUCAUCACGGAAGCCGGAAAAUUUGGUGUUAUCAAAUUUUUUGAUAUUUUUCAAAAUAUUUGAACAGAAAAAUAAACAAACUUACGUGGAUUUUUGAUAUAAAGUCGACACGUUCGCGAAAAAAAGCUUCAGUUAAUAUCGAAACAUGGCACAAUCAAACACAAAAGUCGCCCUCAUCACGGGAAUAACGGGUCAAGAUGGCUCCUACCUCGCUGAAUUCCUCCUCCAAAAGGGCUAUGAAGUGCACGGAAUUAUCCGGCGAGCCAGUACCUUCAACACACACCGCAUCGAGCACUUGUAUGCCGACAAGGCGGCCCAUCAAGGUGGCAAAAUGAAGCUUCACUAUGGCGACAUGACAGACUCCAGUUGUCUCGUUAAGAUCAUUAGCACGGUCCGGCCUUACGAAAUUUAUAAUUUAGCGGCACAAUCUCACGUUAAAAUUUCCUUCGACCUGAGCGAAUACACGGCGGAAGUGGAUGCCGUGGGAACUUUGCGACUUUUGGAUGCCAUUCGAACGUGCGGUUUGGAGAAACAAGUCAAAUUUUAUCAAGCCUCCACGUCGGAGCUCUAUGGAAAAGUCGUUGAAACCCCCCAAACGGAAAAAACGCCUUUUUAUCCACGUUCCCCGUAUGCCUGUGCCAAAUUAUACGCCUACUGGAUCGUCGUCAAUUAUCGUGAAGCUUAUGACAUGUUCGCUUGCAACGGAAUUCUCUUUAAUCACGAGUCACCGAGACGUGGCGAAAAUUUCGUCACACGAAAAAUCACCAGAUCUGUCGCGAAAAUCCACUUGAAUCAACUCGAUUACGUGGAAUUGGGCAAUCUCGACUCGAAACGUGACUGGGGUCAUGCCAAAGACUACGUCGAAGCGAUGUGGCUGAUGAUGCAGCAAGAAAAACCCGAAGAUUUUGUCAUUGCCACCGGAGAAACGCACAGCGUACGAGAAUUUGUCGAGUUAGCGUUUAAACACAUCGGCACGGAAAUCGAGUGGCGCGGAAGUGGCAUGGAGGAAGUUGGUGUGGAAAAAGGCACAAAUACCGUUCGCGUUAAAGUUAAUCCGAAAUAUUUUAGACCGACGGAGGUUGAUUUGCUGCUGGGUGACGCGACAAAAGCCAAAAAUCAGCUCAAAUGGGAACCAAAAACCUCGCUUUUGACCCUCGUGGAGGACAUGAUGACGGCGGACAUUGAAUUAAUGAAGAAAAAUCCGCUAGCGUAGGCGGCGGGACACAAAGCGGGAACGAAACGUACAGGAAAAUGCAUUCCAAAAAAUGUGAAACAUAAAAAAAAUUUAAAGCAUUUAUAUAAAUAAUAUGCAUGAUAAUAAUAAAAUAAAAUAUGACAGAUUUUUUUUUCGUAAAUGUGUAAAAAAGUAAUAAAA